AUGGCAUGGCACAAAGGCCACCCGCUCUCGCUGACCCUCUUUACGUCCAUAUACCUCGAUAACCUAUUAUGGCCCGUCCCCAAGUCCCUCGAAGAAGCCCAUUUCAGUCGUCAUCAGCCAGGCGAGAAUAAGGCGGAAGCAGGAUUGGUACAUGGGGUGCUGCGCGCAUACUGUCUUGCGCUGGUGAAAUGCUGCGAUUUUGUGCAUUCGCGAGUGGCGGCUGAGUACUACUAUGAGGUAGGUGGUGGUGGUGGUUUCGCCAUUUGA
Messenger RNA from Aspergillus melleus, 267 nucleotides. RefSeq names its product N-alpha-acetyltransferase, non-catalitic subunit. Lineage: Eukaryota; Fungi; Ascomycota; Eurotiomycetes; Eurotiales; Aspergillaceae. The coding region runs from base 1 to 267 and encodes 88 amino acids. The transcript has a single exon. Gene Ontology annotation, cellular component: NatC complex. Gene Ontology annotation, biological process: N-terminal peptidyl-methionine acetylation. The record is from RefSeq and is a predicted model, not a curated record.